UGAAAUUACGAAAAUAAGCGAUCAACACAGAAUAAAUGGAAUAAGAAGGCGCGUAGAAGAAAAGAAUGAAGUGAAGCUCCGAAGUCGGAAAGAAAAGAAGAUGGAAAACGAAGAUGUGAAGCUGUUCAACUUUUGGGUGAGUCCAUUCGGCAAAAGGGUGGAGUGGGCCUUGAAACUCAAGGAUGUAAAGUACGACUAUGUCGAAGAAGAUAUCUUCAACAAGAGCAAUCUCCUUCUCCAGUUGAACCCGGUUCACAAGAAGGUUCCGGUUCUUGUUCACGCUCACAAACCCAUCGCUGAGUCACUUAUCAUCGUUGAAUAUAUCGAUGAAACAUGGAAGCAUUAUCCCUUGUUGCCUCGCCAUCCUCAUCACAAAGCUCAUGCUCGCUUCUGGGCUACAACCGUUGAACAAAAGCUUGGGAAAGCUGGAUGGGUAGCAAUGUCUAGAAGUGGGGAAGAACAAGAAAAGGCUUUGAAGGAAGCGAAUGAUAUAAUAGAGAAAAUAGAAGAAGAGAUUAAGGGGAAGAAAUAUUUUGGAGGGGAGAAUAUUGGGUACCUUGACGUUGCACUUGGAUGGAUCGCUUACUUGGUUCCUGUGUGGGAGGAAGUUGGAUCAAUGAAGAUGAUAGAGCCAUUGAAAUUUCCAGGCAUCACUUCAUGGAUGACCAAUUUCCUGAGCCACCCUGUCAUCAAGGACACCUUGCCCCCACGAGAUAAGAUGCUUCUUUACUAUCACAAUCGCAGAAACAAUAGCCAAAACUUGCAUAAGGUUUAGAUCUGUAAUCUGUUCCUCUCUCUUUGUGGAGUCAAAUUUAGGAAACUUGUCCUUUUCUCACAUUGUCUUUGACAAAGUUGGAUUAAGUAUGUACUUGUUUAUUUCCAUUAAUGUUUUAUGCGAGCCGCAAGAGCCUUACAUUUUUAUACAACUCUAUCGAGUUAUAGUUCUGACUCUUCUCAGUGAAGUUCGUGAGUUUGCUGUCAAAUUAUCUCAUUCUAGAUGGAAUAUUUCAAUGUCUUUAGAUUAUCCAAUUAAUCAAUAAUUAACACCAUGUUUGUUGUC
This is a messenger RNA of Cajanus cajan (pigeon pea), 1060 nucleotides long. RefSeq names its product putative glutathione S-transferase. Gene Ontology annotation, molecular function: glutathione transferase activity. Gene Ontology annotation, biological process: glutathione metabolic process. The record is from RefSeq and is a predicted model, not a curated record. Lineage: Eukaryota; Viridiplantae; Streptophyta; Magnoliopsida; Fabales; Fabaceae. Gene Ontology annotation, cellular component: cytoplasm.